CACGUGUCGAGCUCCUUCCCUGCAUGUUUGUUUGUUGCCUCAAGCAUCUUCACUCCGUCCUGAGGGAGAGAGCUGAUGAUGGGCUAGUCGGAUGGUGGAAAGGUCAGCAUGGAUAAUGGAGACUUUGGAGACGACGACGCCUUCGAUGGCAUCCCCGACAACACCCUCUACGAACUCGAAAACGCCGCCAAAACUUCCACUCAAAAGCCUUCUACCAACCCGGCUUCAGUCGCUGCCGAACGAUCAAAGGUUCAGACAUAUGCCACGACAGGCCUGAGUCGGACAAGUCGUCCCCUUGGGAGAGAUGCGUGGCGGCCUCCACAACCGCGCAAACAACCGGCCGUACCCAACGCUCCUCCCGCUUCGGCACCCGCUCCACCCUCUUCCGACUAUGGCUUCGAAGACGAGGAUGUCAUUGAUCUCGAUGAGCCGUCAAUGGUCAUCCAGUCUGGAUCCGCUUUGCCUACUCGGCAUCCCGCCAACUCCCUUUCGCAUCCUCCCGCUCCUCGCUAUGCGCCAAAGCCACCCCUCGACCCCGAAACUGAGGCUGCUUUCGCCGCAGCAGAUGCUGAACUGGGUGCUCGCAAUUCCAGACAAUGGAAUCAUGCAUCGCAGCUUCAUCCUGCACCACUAGGAAACGGCAAUGGCGAUAUCCACGCCUUGCAAGCCCGGAUCGCGGAACUGGAAUCGCAGCAGUUACAUCUACGUCAGUCCGAGGAAGAGGCACGACAUGCGGCACAAUCGAAGGCCGGCGAGAUUGCCAUUGUCCGCGCAAACCAUGAUAAAUCAUCAAAAGAGUUUGAGCGAAGGAUAGCGGUAAUGCAGAAGUUGCACGCUGAAGAGAGCGCGAGGCAGAAAGCGGAAUUGGAGUCGGGGAAGAAGGAAAGGGAGAAGAUGGAGACGAGGACUCGCUUUCUCCAGCACGACCUUGCGCAAGAGGCUGAGAGGGUCAAAGGCCUGAGAGGGACGGGCAAGGCGAGGAAUUCGGCCCAGCAUGGUGCGGACUCGGGCACGGCCACGCCGAGAGCAAGCAGAAGAGCUGGGAUGGGUGACGGUUUUGACGACGGAGAGGUAUCCCGGCUCGUCAGUCCGAGUAAGAGUAGAGACAAGGCGCGACUGAAUGAGCAAACGCCCAAGGCUGGAAGCAAGAGGAAGAGACAGGCUAUGGAUAGCCCCGUGCCGGCUCCUGCUCUCUCGUUGAGCGGAAGGGCCCAGCCCGUCAGAGAAGAGACCGCUACACCUCUGGAGGACUCAAUGCGAUCCGCUCCACUGCACGACGACAGAUUCGAUUUCAUGCAGAGGAUACUGCAUCACCGGCCACGGGAGGGUGCGGAGCGGACCAUGGAAACCUUGACGAAGCUUUCCUUCCCUUCAACAAACGAUCCGCGCACAAUGUCGUCAAUGCUCUUGGACAGCAUGUUAUCCUCUACCGCACUGUUAUCUGAGCCUCUCGUCCUCAAGCUCUCCCAUGCGGUCUUGCACCUAUGGUCUCGAUGUCUGGAGGAGGAAUUCUACCUCCCGGUCCCUCUGCUCGUGGACUUGUUCAACUUCACCGUUGCCUUUGAAACGGCGUCCACUCUCGUCCAGCUCACUGCCGACGCAGUUCCAAUCUGCAUGAGAACGAUUGACCUGAUCGCCUCACAUGUCGCAAAGGCAAGCAGAUACCCUGCGUACGCCGACAGUGAAGAGUACAAGAAGAUCGAGUUGAACAUUGGCCAGCACAUCCACGUGGAUGAAGUCAUGGACUGCCUAUCGUGCCUUUGUGAUGCUGCCAGUCUGCAACCUGACAGUAGCGCGGAAUUUUGGCGGACGGUGGAGUUUACGUUUAUGUUGCAGAUGCUGCAUAAAUCGCAACCUCUCUCGCAGAUCUUCACGGCUUUGCGCAUGCUCUCCACGUCGGCCAUGGACGCCAGUUUCGGUCCGAUAUGUGGAAAUCACUCGACGAUCAAUACAUCCGGAGACAGCGCAGAUGCGGCAAGGCAACAAACAAAGCAGGAGAAAGACAUGCUCGAUCGCCUUACCAUUUUGCUCUUCGAGAUGCCAGAGGUACCGAAAGGCGAGCCACCGUACACUGACGAGGAGGUGCAAGACUUACGCCUCCAUAUCUUGGCCGUUUUCCGAGCUUUGCAGCUGACAGAUCACGGGACUAUGCUUCUAGCACAGCACCCAAGCGCCAUAGGGCGACUAGUGAAGUUGUUAGAAGCGCAGGUGACACGGCUCUAUACUGCACAGCCCUCGCUCGGACUGGAAAAGCUCUCACUCGGCGAUCCAGAGACAUCCGAGCACAGCUCUCAGCCUUCGUCGCCCACCCUCCACGACCUCAUCACCCAGACCAUCAACACCACAGUUCGACUGCUAUACCAUCUCCUGCACAACUGCACGCCACCCGUGAAUUUACAGCAGAAACUGAGGGUGGUGCGAGGAGGUUAUCACAAGUUUCUGCUUUCGUUCACCCGAAUCGCGUUCUCCGAUCAACUUGUGCUGGAGGCGGGACUGGAAAACGAGGUCAUAGAGGCGGCACACACCAUCUUAGAUGAGACUCUCAGUCCCGAGGAGGGAGAGGCGGUCAUGCGAGCUGUGGAGACGCCGAGAGGGACGAAGGGAAGAGAGGAAGUAGAUGGGAGCGAGGAGAUGGCACGCGAGGAUGGGUGAAAGCUGGGCGAGAGUUGGAAGAAACUGAGAUCCCGCAAGCUGUCCAGCGCUCAUCUAGAAGAUGAUGUGGUUGACGGGUUACAAGCCAUCGCCGAGGCCAAGGGGUUGGAAAGUCCGCGGAUGGCCCGGUAUUUGCAAGUUCAAAUAGCAACCCGACCUCGGAUGCCACGCCUGGCGCCCCACUUCCACGGCAUUGCAAGACCGCCACGAUGAUGAUGAUGCGACUGAAUCUCGUCGCUUUAU
This is a messenger RNA of Neohortaea acidophila, 2895 nucleotides long. RefSeq lists its product as uncharacterized. The record is from RefSeq and is a predicted model, not a curated record. Bases 109 to 2652 code for a protein of 847 amino acids. NCBI's taxonomy places the organism in Eukaryota, Fungi, Ascomycota, Dothideomycetes, Mycosphaerellales, Teratosphaeriaceae. The transcript has a single exon.